AGGGUCAUGAGGACGGUGCCUUUGAACCUAAACCCCUUGGACUUCCUCAACAGCGCCAAGAUCACACAAACUCUCGGCCCAUAAGACAAUCGAGCCAGCUCCUUCUGCAAUGACGGCACUGCAUCAGUUUGGGGCAGAGAUGUUGCGCCUAUCUCGCGGCUUGGAAGCUUCAGCGGCGACCAAACCGCAGUACCGAGGAACUAACGUAUCAGAACGUGGUGGAAUGCUCACACCAGGGUCAUUGAGCGUCUCUUCAAGCUCACCGUCAUCGAUGCUGCAGGACCGUCGCCGCCCGUCCUCGAGUGGGGAGCCAAACACUCCUCUCCACAGACCUCGAAGUGCAUCAGACGAUGAAAGCAACGACGGUCUUUUAGCACCUUCAACCUUGACCACAAAAUCCAGGAGUUCAGAAGACGGUCUCCUCUUACCGCCUCCUUGCACUUGUCCUUAUUUCGGAACUGAUUCUACACCCCCUCGACGAACCACUGAAGUUAUUAUCGUUCCUGGAGGAGACAUUAAUGGCUGCAAUGGCUAUCCUAGGAACGGAAAUUUAAAAGACGAACCAUCUACUCCAUUAUUUAGGCGAUCAAGCAGGGGAGCAGCUUCAAUGGUCACGUGGGACGAAGCUAGAAGGUUCCGGAGAGGUUCCAGUUUUGGUGGUGCGAGGACCACACUCUCCACUCCAGUUCGAAGUAUCCGAGCGCAGAGAUCGGUAACAAGAUCUCAACCAUCAACAUCAACGCCACAACGACAAACUCCUAGGACGCAUCAUUCCAGAAAUUCUAGCGUUAUAUCAAGGAAUUCGUCUCGCCACGGACGUAUACUGCGUUUAGAACAAAAGGCGACGAAAGUUUUAGGCGUGGUAUUUUUCACUUUUGUCGUGCUCUGGGCUCCAUUUUUCAUACUAAAUAUGGUGCCAGCAGUAUGUCCUGAUUGCGAGGGUAAAAUUGCCCAUUGGGUUUUCGAUUUCGUACUAUGGUUGGGUUAUGCCAGUUCCAUGGUGAAUCCGAUAUUCUAUACGAUAUUCAAUAAGGUGUUUAGGCAAGCGUUUAAGAAAGUGCUGAGGUGCCAAUACUGCAGGUCUAGGAGGUAGCCGGCACCCUGGGAGCGCGUACGUCCAUCGUCCGAUCCAGGCAUCGGAGCGCUCUCAGUUAACAGAAAUGUUAGGUCACAAUACGUGUAAUACAGAGCUUUAAUUGCUUCUAGUCAUUAGUCUGCUUCUAUGUUGCUCCUGUCUGAACUGUCUUGUAUAUACUUUUUUAAUAAUACAGUAUCGACCACUCUCUUUAAUGCGGCGCACAAAUAGUAAUAUUUGCCUUCGUUCUGACCUCGUUACUGCUGCUAUUGUAUACAAAGGAACACAAGCUAUAAGACGGGGUGUUAAACUAUUGUAAGCUAUUUCAAACCUUAUUACUGAUCAGUAUUGGGGAAAAUAGCGUGUACGACUUCCCGCUGGUAUAGUUGGAAAAGUAACUGUAUCUAAUGUUUCAUCUGAAAUGGCUUCGUCUUUACAGUGAAAAGAAUUGACUAUUUUUAAGACUGAUCAUUUAGUUAUAAAGCGGUGAUAUAUUGUUGCAUUUAUGUGAAGUUUAUUUUGUUCAAGGCAUGAAUUGAAUGGUCAGAGGAUAAAGCAAAUGGAGGUCCGGAAUACCGUACUUAGUGGAUUCGUAGUUUUUGCUCAUUAAAAUGUUAUUUUGUGAAAUUUCGA
Manduca sexta (tobacco hornworm) is the source of this 1708-nucleotide messenger RNA. RefSeq names its product alpha-2B adrenergic receptor-like (gene 5-HT2B). Gene Ontology annotation, cellular component: dendrite; membrane. NCBI's taxonomy places the organism in Eukaryota, Metazoa, Arthropoda, Insecta, Lepidoptera, Sphingidae. Gene Ontology annotation, molecular function: G protein-coupled serotonin receptor activity; neurotransmitter receptor activity. The transcript has 3 exons. The record is from RefSeq and is a predicted model, not a curated record. Gene Ontology annotation, biological process: chemical synaptic transmission; G protein-coupled receptor signaling pathway, coupled to cyclic nucleotide second messenger. The coding region runs from base 110 to 1093 and encodes 327 amino acids.